Molecule: messenger RNA, 872 nt
Organism: Neurospora tetraspora
Lineage: Eukaryota; Fungi; Ascomycota; Sordariomycetes; Sordariales; Sordariaceae
Exons: 2
Coding region: 129-740 (203 amino acids)
Source: RefSeq, a predicted model, not a curated record
GAAACACCAUGUACACGAACACCCGCCCGUUGCACCUGAUGCCGUCAUUAUCCAUAUCCGUCUUGGAUAUACUACUUCGACACCCGGGGCUUCGCAUUCAUUGGUGAUGAGGUCUACGGCAAAUCCGAAUGCCAGAUGCGGUGUUUCCCUUGCUUCCCGUUUCCUGUCCCCCGCCUCCCAGGUUGGCCUGUGAUAGAGUGUUCUGUACAACCGUCCGCCGAUAUCCGUUCAGCGACCUAUCAAUAUUCGCUCUCUGUUGGUCAACAUCUUCUGGGACCUGCAACUUUAAGCGCGAGUGGGCCCUGCUUCUGUACCACCGACACCCUACAGUCCUACUUGCUCGGUGGACAGCCUUCUUUCACCAAUCCUCAAACUCCAUAAUCGGCUGUUUGCGUCUCAGAACCCGUCUUCGCGGCGGACAUCCACCUGUUGGAGCCUUUCUCGGCGCCCGAGUGUGGUACGGGUACCCGAUUCCGCCAGAGCUUUCGGCUUCUCCCGGUUAUCAGCAUGAUCAACCAACUUCGACGGGGCACCAUUCCCGCACUGGACUUUUAUUUGCCCGAUCGUCUCCUCCCAGCGACCUGCGUCAUGUCGCCCACCAUCGCUGUGCUACCUGUCGGUUUCGUUCCAUGUCCGAACUUGGGAUGAAUCCAAGCUGCCCGCAUCUCGAGAAGCACACAUGCUCGGUUUCCGUUCCGAACUCAACCUUCGGACUUGCGGUGAGGCCACACCUCAGGUAGCACUCGGAACAGCGUGACUGGACGCGUUUCGUCUCCCAUACAAGGCGAACCGAGGAUUCGGGUGCUGGGCAGCACAACGCUGGUCACUCGGUGGAUGCCCGGUCUCACCGGGAGCACAGCUGGCCACCGGGU